AUGCAGGAGGGUAACUUCUUGCUGUCCGCCCUGCAGCCAGAGCGGGGGGUCUCGUCGCUGGCCCUGCCGUCGGACCUGCAGAUGGAGCGGAAGCAGAGCGAGGCUUCGGCCGCGGAGCAGCUGAAAAACGCACGGGUCCAGGAGCAGGUCCGGGCCCGGAUGCUGCAGAUGGGGCGCUGCCCCCCCGGACCCCGCCCCAACGGGCAGGGCCUCGACCUCCCGGAUGCCACCUCAGGCUUCUCACGGGGCCAGUAUGGCACGCUGCAGCCCUCCUUCAGCUCCAAAUCCCAAGUGCCCAAUGCUGAACCCAAGGCGACGGCCUUCCGACCGAUCGCCAAGCCGGCCACCUGGUCCUCCCGCUCGGCCGUGGACCUGAGCAGCGUCCGGCGGAUCAGCGGCGUCAGUAACGGCGUGGGGCCGGCCUUCGGGCCCGGGCCGGCCUUCGGGCCGGGGUACGGGGCGGGGGCUGUCCCGGUCCCCCGGCCGGUCUCCUACCACGAGCGUGGCUUCGUCCCACGCCCAGACUACGACACCCUGUCUCUGCGGUCCCUGCGCCUGGCGGACGGGCCCGGGGCCCUGGACGACGGUUACAGCGUCGUGUCCGAGCAGCUGGACGCCAUGGUCCCGCCCGGCUUCUACCGCGGGGGCGGCUACCGGGCCUAUGGCUUCGAGCGGCAGCUGAGCGCGGGGACCGGGAGCCUCCGCGGGGGUCCUCCGCAGGGCCGGGCCGGCGCCGAAUGGCUGGAGGAGGCCGAGCCCCCGGUAGGCCGGACCAUCCGGGCGCCGGCCAUGCGCACCCUCCAGCGUUUCCAGAGCACCAACCGCACCCGCGUGGGCUCCUGCGGGGCCCAGGGGUCCCGUCUGGGCGGGGGCGGCGGGGUCUACGCGGGGGGCACCCUGGAGCAUUGCUCGCGUGCCCCCUCCGUCCGCAGCCUGGCCGAGUCCGGGCACCACCUGCGUGACCUGAGGGCCAUGGACCUAUACAACGGCAACAAGGCCCUGCACGCUCUGUCCGGCGGCUUCGACGACAUCGACCUGCCGUCGGCGGUGAAGUACCUGAUGGCCGCCGAUCCCAACCUGCAGGUGCUGGGAGCCGCCUACAUCCAGCACAAAUGCUACAGCGACAGCAACGCCAAGAAACAGGCUCGUAGCCUCCAGGCAGUGCCCAAGCUGGUGAAACUGUUCAACCAUGCCAACCAGGAGGUGCAACGCCAUGCCACGGGUGCCAUGCGUAAUCUCAUCUACGACAACGCGGAGAACAAGCUGGCCCUGGUGGAGGAGAAUGGCAUCUUUGAGCUCAUGCGGGCCCUGCGCCAACAGGACGACGAGCUGCGCAAGAACGUCACCGGGAUCCUGUGGAACCUGUCGUCCAGCGACAAUCUGAAGGACCGCUUGGCUCGGGAUACACUGGAGCAACUCACGGAUCUGGUGCUCAGCCCGCUGUCCUGCGCGGCCUCCACCCCCGUCAUCCAGCACAACGCCUCCGAGGCCGAGAUCUUCUACAACGCCACGGGCUGCCUCCGAAACCUGAGCUCCGCGAGCCAGCAGACACGCCAGAAGAUGCGUGAGUGCCACGGGCUAGUGGACUCCAUGAUCAGCUACAUCAAUCACGCGCUGGAGGUCGGCAAGUCCGAGGACAAGAGCGUGGAGAACGCGGUGUGCGUGCUGAGGAACCUUUCCUACCGCCUCUACGACGAGAUGCCCCCAUCCUCCCUGCAGCGGCUGGAGGGCUACCGGCGGGGCGACGGGGCCUACAGGGCCGGCGGAGGGGCCGGGGAAGCCGUCGGCUGCUUCACGCCCCAGACCCGCAAGCUGCGAGAGUACCCCUUGAAUGCGGACAUGGUGACGUUCGCGGAGGUGUCCAAGGACCCCAAGGGCAUGGAGUGGCUGUGGAACCCCCAGAUUGUGGGCGUCUACAACCGGCUCCUGCAGCGCUGCGAGCUGAACAAGCACACCACCGAGGCCGCCUCCGGGGCCCUGCAGAACAUCACCGCUGGCGACCGCAGGUGGGCGGGCGUGCUGAGCCGGCUGGCGCUGGAGCAGGAGCGCAUCUUGAACCCACUGCUGGACCGCAUCCGGACGGCCGACCACCAACAGCUGCGCUCCCUGACCGGCCUGAUUCGCAACCUGUCCCGGAACGCCCGCAACAAGGAUGAGAUGUCGACCAAGGUGGUGAGCCACCUGAUCGAGAAGCUGCCGGGCAGCAGCGGGGAGCGGUCUCCGCCCACGGAGGUCCUGGUCAACAUCAUCGCCGUCCUCAACAACCUGGUGGUGGUCAGCCCCGUGGCCGCCCGCGACGUCCUCUACUUCGACGGGCUGCGGAAGCUGGUCUACAUCAAGAAGAAGAGGGACAGCCCCGACAGCGAAAAGUCGUCCAGGGCGGCCUCCAGCCUGCUGUCCAACAUGUGGCAAUACAACAAACUCCACCGAGACUUCCGAAUGAAGGGAUAUCGCAAGGAGGAUUUCCUGGGCCUGUAGAAGCCACCCCGCCGCCGCCGCCACCGCCGGGAGAGGGGAGGGGAGAGGAUGGAAAGAAGAGGGGUCCAGCACAGUGGCCUCCACUC
Tachyglossus aculeatus (Australian echidna) is the source of this 2564-nucleotide messenger RNA. It is a transcript of the gene PKP3, whose product is annotated as plakophilin 3. Gene Ontology annotation, biological process: cell-cell adhesion; cell-cell junction assembly. Gene Ontology annotation, cellular component: nucleus; adherens junction; plasma membrane. The record is from RefSeq and is a predicted model, not a curated record. Gene Ontology annotation, molecular function: cadherin binding. NCBI's taxonomy places the organism in Eukaryota, Metazoa, Chordata, Mammalia, Monotremata, Tachyglossidae.